CUUCAAAGAGCCUUACCCUCUUGUUAACGAGAUUGACCUCCUCUGUCUUGCGACCAUGGAUCUCUUAAUCCAGUUUGCCUACCCAUCCUUAUCUGGUUACGGUAAGUUCACAAUUUCCUUUACCAUGAAGCGAUCUUACGGAGAGGAGAUCUCAUUUACGCUAGGUCAAGCUAUCCUCUUGACUUAUGAAGAUUGUAAGUGAAUUCCAAGGAGUGAGGUCUAUGCUCAUAUAUCGAGAUAUAUAAUGAAAUAUGCAGAAAUUUACGAUGGAGAUUCUAUUGUUCGACUCAUGAUCCGAGUCUAUAUGGACGGUAAAAAGAUGGAUAGGCAAACCCUAUCUUCAGAGGAGAGAGAUAGCGCACUUUCUUCAAUCAUUGAACCCGGAUUGAGUGAGAUCGAGCCAAUAACAGCAAAAGAGAUCCGAAAUCGUAAGCGUAAAAAAAGCCGUCCAACCCAUAUCACAGCACUCAAACCAUGUCGUACUGAGCUGAAACCUUUCAUUGUUGCCGAUACCGAAACGAUACUGAUCGAUAACGUUCAUAAGCCUUAUGCUGUAGGUCUCAUGAUGGUUCGUCCCGGUGAACAGAUCAAUAAUCUUAUGAUUGAUACCUACUUCAGCGAAGACUACUCUAGAAUCUCGGAUUCCUUUGAAGAAAGGAGUACCUUAGUACUUUAUGACUUGGUACUAAGGAUAUCAAGGAUUGUUAGACGAGAAAAAGAAACUUUAACUAUUUACUUCCACAACUUCUCUAGAUUCGACGGUAUUCUCUUGCUUAAGCACCUAGCAUGUCAUCACAAGGACAAGAGAUACACGCUAAAACCACUGAUGAGGAACAAUAGGCUUUACGAGUUAGCUGUCUAUUCUGGUAAGAAGAUGUUAUUCCGCUUCAGAGACUCCUUGAACCUACUCCCUGGCAAACUUAGCUCCCUAGCUAAGAAUCUAUGCCCGGAACUUGGCCCGAAAGGCUCUAUCCCAUAUGAAGAGGUGACAUUGUCAAAUCUGGUCAGUCUGAAGACAAGCUUGUUAGACUAUAUGAAGCAGGGCAUCCUUCUACUUGGAGGUGUAAUGCAAAAAGCUCAAGGGAUAUAUUGGGUGCUGUACAAGGAGGACAUAGAAAGCAAGAUCACCCUUUCCUCACUUGCUCUAAGCAUCUUUCGUAUGAAAUACUACGAUUCAAAGAAUUGGCCAAUCCACAUCCCAAACAAGAAUGAAGACUGCUUUAUAAGGCGUGCCUACUACGGCGGUCAUAGAGAUACAUACAAACCAUAUGGCGAGGACCUAUACUACUACGAUGUGAACUCUCUCUAUCCCUUUGUCAUGAAGGAAUUUCCAAUGCCAGGUGGUGUGCCUGUCUGGCAUGGUAAUCUGGAAGGCAAGGACUUAGAUAGCAUCUUUGCCUUUAUUGAGGCAUAUGUGGUAUGUCCGAAGACAAUCAAGAGGCCCUUUCUGCCCCAUCGGGACAAGAAGAACACUCUCAUCUUCCCGACCGGGGAGUUUGUUGGAGUCUACUAUUACUAUAGCGAGGAGUUAAAGUAUGCAAGAGGCCUAGGCUACAUCGUGCUCCCAAUCUCUGGCUACCUCUUUGAGAGGAUGGAAAGCCCAUUCAACGACUUUGUUAGCUCACUCUUUGAGAGCAGGUUAGAGGCAAGGAAAGAAGGUAAUGAGGCCUUGGCCUAUGUGUACAAGAUCUUUAUGAAUUCGCUAUACGGUAGAUUUGGCAUUAACCCUAAAAGCACGACAACCGAGGUCUGCGAUGAAAAUCGAUACAAAUAUUUGAUCAGGCAUAGUGAGCUGAUAUUCGGUGAUAUGCUUAGCGAGAACAACUACAUCGUAGCCUACCAUAGCAAUACAGAGACGGGCUCUGAUUAUUGGAACCCAUCGAAACACUCAGCUGUCCAACUGGCUGCUGCGAUCACAGCUAGUGCAAGGAUUUAUAUGUACCCAUAUAUCUCAAGGGAGGAUUGCUACUACACAGACACAGACUCUGUUGUGCUUGGUCACCCACUACCUGAAGAAGUGAUUUCUUCUUCUGUCUUAGGAAAGUUUAAGCUAGAGGACAGAGUCAUGAAAGGAUACUUUUUAGCACUGAAAUCCUAUUUCUACAUCGCAAUAGAUGGUACCAAUGUACUCAAGUACAAGGGACCAGCGAAAAACCAGGUCUAUCCAGAAUGGUUUGAGUCACAGUACGCGGACCCAUCUCGUACAGAACUGGUACCGGUGGAAGCCAACUUCCGGAUUGAUUGGCACACUCUUAACAUCAUUAAGAAGGACACACUGGUUAAGCUUGGGAUUAAGCUGGGGGCAAAGAGGAUACCAGUAUAUCACAGAGAUGUCUGGGUGGAUACUGAUCCAAUUGAUGUCAAAGACUUGUCUUGCCUAGAUCACAUAGGAAAACAAAUAAUCAAAUCACUAAGGAAUGAUGUAAUACAACUACAGACUGAAAAGAACCUUCUCAAUGAAAAAUUCUCUCAAAAAGAAAGAGAGAUAGCCGAAAGAUACAAAGAGAUGAAAUCUCAGUUUGAUGCUGAUAAGAAUACUGAUACAGAUAAAAGGAUGCACACUACAGAGAUACGGACGGAAGACGUAGAUGAACCAACUGACCCUACAUUAGACGAGAAAACUAAGACAGACGAGGACUUUUAG
Messenger RNA from Mercurialis annua (annual mercury), 2644 nucleotides. Its product is annotated as DNA polymerase-like. Bases 245 to 2644 code for a protein of 799 amino acids. NCBI's taxonomy places the organism in Eukaryota, Viridiplantae, Streptophyta, Magnoliopsida, Malpighiales, Euphorbiaceae. The transcript has a single exon. The record is from RefSeq and is a predicted model, not a curated record. Gene Ontology annotation, biological process: DNA replication. Gene Ontology annotation, molecular function: nucleotide binding; DNA-directed DNA polymerase activity; DNA binding.